AUGCCUGUUACAAAAGAUCAAACAGAAGAUUCAUAUGGCUCUGAUUUAUCCAUUGAUCCUGAGAAGACUAUUCCCGAGCCCCCGAAAUACGAAAGACAGAUAUGUCUUGAUGAUGCUAGAUCUUUGACAAAUUUCUUGAAGCUAUCAAGGCUGAACGUUGAUGAUUCAAUUAGGAUCCAACUUAACGCGUUUAUAAAUCACCAUGAAUCGAAAUCUAAGAAAUCCAUACUGUCUUUUAAGAUGCCAGAUCAUCAAUCGGAGUCACCUUGUCUACCAUUAAUUAGAGAACUCAUUUUUCCCCAGUGGUACAAACGACUCGAUGCUAUUAAGUAUUGCUCGAAUGAGGUCCAAAAAAUGUCGCAAGAAGUGAAAGAUGAUCCGCUGAAUAACUUGUCAGAGGAGAAGCAAAAUGAGCUUUUAAGAGUGGAUCCAUAUGCUAUGAGGGAUAUAGAAAGAGCACGCGUUGAAAAAAAUGAUACAGUUGAGGCCUUAAAAACCAAAUGGUCAAAUGCUGAACAAGUUGAAGGCAUUAUCAGGGAUAGAACUGAGGGAGUUAUCUAUGAUAUUUGUGACAUAAAUAACUUUAACGUGAAACAGGAGUUUAUCAAAUAUUCAAACGAAAUGGCACACAGAAAAUUGUAG
Brettanomyces bruxellensis is the source of this 642-nucleotide messenger RNA. RefSeq lists its product as uncharacterized. The transcript has a single exon. Bases 1 to 642 code for a protein of 213 amino acids. Lineage: Eukaryota; Fungi; Ascomycota; Pichiomycetes; Pichiales; Pichiaceae. Gene Ontology annotation, cellular component: mitochondrial intermembrane space. The record is from RefSeq and is a predicted model, not a curated record.